This is a messenger RNA of Drosophila mojavensis, 1049 nucleotides long. RefSeq names its product protein crossbronx-like. The coding region runs from base 93 to 863 and encodes 256 amino acids. The transcript has 2 exons. The record is from RefSeq and is a predicted model, not a curated record. NCBI's taxonomy places the organism in Eukaryota, Metazoa, Arthropoda, Insecta, Diptera, Drosophilidae.
CACAAUACAACACAACACAACACACACCAGCACACACACUCCGUUUAAAUUCCGCCAAAUCUGUCCGAAUUGUGCAAAAUUUCACUGUUGCCAUGUGUUUGGAGACCACAUUGACCAAAAACAAGACAUUGGCUCUGAUCAAUCAAGGGUACCAGGUCCUCGCCGAGUAUGAAAUGAUAGAGCAGAAGAAACUGAGGGGCAUCUAUGCGAUACCCAGCUAUUCCAGUCUCUUGCUUUGGUUCGGUGUGAUCUUCAUUCACAGCGGCAUGUAUUCGGAGAGCGCAUUCCGCUUCUCUAUUCUGUUGCCCGAUAACUUUCCCGACGAAAACUGUCUGCCCACUGUCAUCUUUCAGAAGGACAUCUUUCAUCCGCACAUUUGCCCCAUAUCGCACAGCCUCGAUCUGAGCCCCGUUUUUAAGGAUUGGCACAAGGAUCAGCAUCAUAUUUGGCAUAUACUCAAGUAUAUCCAAGCUAUAUUCGCCGAUCCCGAGGGCAGCGUCUGCAACACCCACAACGGUGAACCGAUUCCAUUGACGGAUGUCAAUAAUAUGGAAGCAAUGCGUCUCCUGGCCAACAAUCGUGUGGACUUUGCUCUGCGCGCCAAGGCUAGCAUCGUUUGGAGUUGGAAGCAUAUGUUCGAUAAGCCGCCUAUCAAUGAUCCACAUUAUAUCAUUUUCGAGCGCUAUCGUCCCGAAAAGCACCAGGCCAUGAUGAAACGCAUCAAAAGCAGUAGCUGGUACUCUCUUCCGACGUCGACGUCGCCGCCCUCGACAUGUGUGGCCCGCAUCGAGUCCGCUCGGCAAUUGCUCGCGGAGGAAGAAGCUCAAACUAGAGGAUUUCAUAGUUUGGAAAUGGUGGAGUGAGCACUUGACUAGCGCAUUUUUAUUUGCAUAAAAAAUGUUCUGGUCAAUGUGCGUGCACCCUAGUUGUCGUUUAACAACAUACACAUACAUAUACAUACAUAGAUGUGCAACACUGAUGUUAAGUAUUUUACAAACGAUGUUCCGAUUGUGUGCUGACAAUAAUUAAAUUUAAAAGUGAAACUGUCA